AUGGAAGGAGCAAAACCACGUGUUAAUCCAACAAGCUCCUCUGUCAAACUAUCCCUUACUGAAGGAGAGCCAUUUCAGGAUCAUACUCUCUAUAGAAGCACUUUGGGUGUUUUACAAUAUCUCACUCUCACAAGACUUGAUGUUGCAUUCAUCAUAAAUAAACUGAGUCAAUUCAUACAUGCUCCUACGACUAUCCAUUGGGAAGCUUGCAAACGACUCAUGAGGUAUCUCAAAGGCACUGUCCAUCUUGGCUUACAUCUCACACCUGCCUCUACUUUGAGUUUAGAAGGCUACUUGGACGUAGAUUGGGCUUCCUAUAUUGAUGACAGACGAAGUACAGGGGGUUAUGUGAUGUUUUUUGGAGGAAAUCUUGUGUCAUGGUCUGCUAAGAAAUAG
Molecule: messenger RNA, 396 nt
Organism: Cannabis sativa
Lineage: Eukaryota; Viridiplantae; Streptophyta; Magnoliopsida; Rosales; Cannabaceae
Product: secreted RxLR effector protein 161-like
Exons: 1
Coding region: 1-396 (131 amino acids)
Source: RefSeq, a predicted model, not a curated record